Messenger RNA from Tympanuchus pallidicinctus (lesser prairie-chicken), 1574 nucleotides. It is a transcript of the gene SHISA9, whose product is annotated as shisa family member 9. The coding region runs from base 251 to 1507 and encodes 418 amino acids. Gene Ontology annotation, biological process: regulation of short-term neuronal synaptic plasticity; regulation of AMPA receptor activity. The record is from RefSeq and is a predicted model, not a curated record. The transcript has 4 exons. Gene Ontology annotation, cellular component: dendritic spine membrane; postsynaptic density; AMPA glutamate receptor complex. NCBI's taxonomy places the organism in Eukaryota, Metazoa, Chordata, Aves, Galliformes, Phasianidae.
GCGCUCCCGCCCCACGCCCCGCUCCCAGCCCGCUCUUCCGCGCUGCCCCGCGCCGCCGCCGCACCUCCGCCCCCCGCACUCCUCCUCCUUCUCCUCCCGCGUGCUCCCUCUCCGCGCUCCCCGCUCCACAAGUGCCGCUCGCUCGGCUCCUCCGGCGCAGGGAGGCGCGAGGCUGCGGCCCGCGCGGGGCCGUCCGUAGCGCUGAAGGCGAACGCGGCUGAGGCGCGCCCGGCCGUUGACCGAGCCCUUUAUGUCCAGCUCCCGGCGCGGCGCAGCUUCCAGCAAGUCGAGCGGCGGCGGCGGUGCUGAGCCGGGGCUGAGAGGCGGAAUGGAAGGUUUCGUUCGGCUGCUCUUCGGUUACUUGGUGGCGGACUUGCUUACGCUGGUUUGUCGGGCUCAGGAGAAAGCCGGCCAGCAGCUGGGGAGUUUCGUGGUGCUCUCGGGAGGAAACCGCUCCAGCCUUGGGGAACAACCGGACCCCUCCGAGCCACCUCCCACCCCGGACUUCUGCAGGGGCUACUUCGACGUGAUGGGGCAGUGGGACCCUCCCUUUAACUGCAGCUCGGGGGAGUUCAUCUUCUGCUGCGGCACUUGUGGCUUCAGAUUUUGCUGCAAGUUUAAGAAGACAAGGCUGGAUCAAAGCACCUGCACGAACUACGAGACGCCGCUGUGGAUGAACACUGGGAAGCCUCCUUCCCGCAUAGAUGACCCUCUGCACGACCCCACCAGGGAUAAAACCAACCUCAUCGUCUACAUUAUCUGUGGGGUUGUGGCAGUUAUGGUGCUGGUGGGAAUCUUCACCAAACUAGGGCUGGAAAAGGCACACAGACCUCAGCGGGAGCACAUGUCCAGGGCUCUCGCUGAUGUGAUGCGACCACAAGGUCCUUGUACAACAGAUCAUAUGGAAAGAGAUCUCAACAUUGUAGUACACGUGCAACAUUAUGAAAACAUGGAGACAAGACCUCCUCCAAAUAAUUUACAUCCACCACAGAUGAAUAAUGUUAUGCCAACAUCCCCCCUCCUUCCUCAGAUGGCACAUCAACACUCAUAUCCCAGCUUGGGACAGAUCACAAACCCAUACGAGCAACAGCCCCCAGGCAAAGAGCUUAACAAGUACGCCUCCCUAAAGGCAGUCGCUGACAAAGUCAACGACGACUUCUACACCAAACGCCGACAUCUCGCAGAACUGGCUGCCAAGGGGAGCCUUCCGCUGCACCCGGUGCGCAUAGAGGAAGACAGAGCGUACACAAUCGACAGCGGCUUAACCAAACAGAACGGGCAGAAAUCCAAAAUGGCAAAGAUACACACACACCCGUUAGGCUACAAUUCCCAUUACAAGACCUGGGAUCCAAACGACCAGUCUCUUAGACGGCAAGCAUAUGCAAACAAGGGGAAAUACAGUAUGGGAGACCCAGCAUUAAGUGACCCACUGACAACGCGGAGUCAGAAUUAUUUGGGUCCACAGCCAUACUUCAUAACCAACAGCAAGACAGAAGUAACUGUUUGAGCUUUUCUUUUCCUUUUUUUUUUUUUUUUUUGUAAAGAAAUCCUUUAAAAAACACUCGCAAAUAUAA